Molecule: messenger RNA, 1720 nt
Organism: Athalia rosae (coleseed sawfly)
Lineage: Eukaryota; Metazoa; Arthropoda; Insecta; Hymenoptera; Athaliidae
Exons: 2
Coding region: 451-738 (95 amino acids)
Source: RefSeq, a predicted model, not a curated record
CCUGUACGUUAUACGUUGGAAUAGGCCGGAACUAUCGAGGAGGAUGGCACCCCGAACGGGGGCCCUCGUGUUUCCCCACGUCGCGGCAGCCUGGCUCGUGACGCCACUCGAUCCGUUCGGCCUGGAUGUCUUUUUUCGUGGGUCCCGUUAGGAAGACUCAACAUUCGCUCGUGCGAUCUUUACUCAGUCACUUGACUCCGUCUCGAGUGUAUGGCCAGAGUUUCGGCUAUCGUUCCAUAUCAGAGUCCGACACGAUCGCGAUGAUCGUCGACGUUUGAAUCGUCGCGAUUUUUUUUAAACCGGUAGUGCUCAUACGACACCCGCACUUCCGAACUGACGUCGGUGUGCUGCGCGCGAGGUAUUCGAAAUCCGGAGGGAAGAAGCGAGGAGGAAAUUGACGUCGAUUUUUCGAUCGUUCCCCAAAAAACACGAUUCAUCGCGCCGACGAAAAUGAAGAUCAACUCGUCACUGAUCGUAUUUUUAGUUGUUCUAUUAAUGGUGGCUCUCGGCGAGGGAAAAACUAAGAAGAAAUCGAAGCAGCUCGCACUCCAGACGAGGGAAACGAACGUUGUAAAUUUCGUUCGCCUCGUCGUGAUGCGGUUGGUCUUCGGAGUAGCGUCAGCGAUGGGGUUGGGCGAAAAUCUCUCCGGUGUUUUGGGUGGUAUUUUCGUGCCACCCGGUGCUGAUUACUACGACGAUUACGGCGGUGACGACGACUACUCCGGAGGAUUGUUGUAAAGUUAAUAUUCACUCAUUCGCCAGAGAAACACCGAUAAUUUUACCCACGUUCAAACAUAAUUAGUAUAACGAAUUUUUCAAUCCCUGAUCUUUGGUCUUUCGAGAAUUGAAAUAUAGGCGAAUCUGCGUCGUAUAUAUGUAAAAUUUGGAAGACAAUUUUCCAACGUGUGGUAAAGUUUUUCCAAAUUUGCCUACGUUUCAUUAGAUUCACUCGAAGCAUCAGAUUUCGGGACGACCGGGCGGGGGGGGGGGGGGGGGGGGGUCUUAGUUAUUUAAUCACGUGCCAAAAAUAUUUUCCCUAAUCUUAUCAUGAAUAAUCGUCGAUUUUUGCAACGUUUUGGUAACCGAUACGAUCCAUGAAAAUACUGAAAACAUUCGUUGGUGUAAAUAUCGAAGAAAAAAAUAUGCAUUCAAGCAAUAAUCAAAACACUUAGCUGACCAAAGGAGUCGGUAGGAACAGAACGAAUCUGGUGGUCCGUCGCGUAUUUCGCGUGCAGACGAUCAGGAGGAGUGGAAAUUGACUCGGGAACUUCUUGACGUAUAUUUACGCGUAGCUUGCUCCGUAACGGAUUCGACUUACGUGUUAAUGACAAACGCACCUGAAAAAUGACUAAUGACGAGUAUAGUUAUAAUAUCUGUGUCAAAUACGUUCUGAGGCGUGUCAACUUUACUCUUUGAAUACUUAAAUACAUACGAGGCGUGUGGAUAUUAUACCCCAGACACGCCAUUUAGCUAUGCAAGUAACAUCCGUAUGUAGUCCAUAACAUUAAUCGAGUGCAACGCCAUUUGGACGGGGCGAUCCGAAUAUCAAAGACGAUUGCGCUGCAAGUAUAUAUAACGCGGAUUUGACGAUUUUCUGGUUUUUCCUCGGUUUGUUCGCGACUCUGAAAAUUUUACUGUUCAACUGCAACCACACCGCAAUCGGGCAUAUAUUUCAGGAGUCUUCCGUGUAAUAAGUUUUACCUCUUUUUUUUUUUUUUUU